Molecule: messenger RNA, 855 nt
Organism: Danaus plexippus (monarch butterfly)
Lineage: Eukaryota; Metazoa; Arthropoda; Insecta; Lepidoptera; Nymphalidae
Exons: 3
Coding region: 110-613 (167 amino acids)
Biological process (GO): embryonic morphogenesis
Cellular component (GO): tRNA-splicing ligase complex
Source: RefSeq, a predicted model, not a curated record
AAUUCUAAAUCUGUUGUCAAAAUAAAUGUUAUACUUGAGUGUAGUGGCGACUUGUUUAUUUUUAUUGGAGAAUAUAGUUUAAAAUGUGUCCCUAGAUGAUAUACUUACAAUGGCUGUUGUUCCUUAUGAAAUGUUAUUACAUCCAGAGCUUUUACCUAAUGAAAAGUUAAUUCAAAUCAUUCAUGAGAGACAUCUACGAAUUCCGAAUCUAUCAAAUAUGUCAAGGCCUGAGCUAUUAAGAUUAUUUCAUCAGUUUUGUCUUCCUUACGGUCAAAGAAGGUAUAGAGAUUCUGGAAGAGGCAAAAUACUGAAUAAGUGCCGUCAGCUAUCUCCAGAUAGAACAGUUACAAUGGCUAUAAGUGAUAAACAAAGAAACAGCCCAACAUGCUCGCAAGUGUCAGAUAAUGGCCCAAAUAAAAUAUUACAUCGCUCAAAUGAAGAUCACCCUGAACCAGCUCCAGAUCUACUGUCGGGUCAGAUAAAAAGAAUAAAAAUUGAUAGAUCAACACCUAACGGUUCAGGUGCGAAGAGGAAGUCAAAUGUAGAUCCUGUAAAUAUUUCUUCAGACUGUCCGCCUCCGAAAAAGAAUAGAAAACCCAUUACAUGGCCAUGAUUACAAGAAAAUUUGUUUCCUUUGUACAUAUGUAUAGUAUUUCUUAACUAAUACUAAGGAUAACCAUGAAAUUAAACAUGUAUUUAAUCAAAGUUCUGCACAAACAAUGUCCUAUUCCUUUCUACUUUUAUCUUCAACUGUGACUGACAUAGAAAUUGAGCUUUCCAGUUUAUCUGAAUGCUUAUGGUAUAUGUUCGCAAGCUUUUUAACUUAUACAACUAAUUUAAUAGAUUUUUUUACUA